UUCAAAUUUCACAAAAGAAUAAGAUCCUUGUAGGAGUCCGACCAGAAGAAAAUUAUUUUACAUAUUUUUUUUGUAAUUUGAUAAGUAUUCAAAUCCAUAGAAAAAAACAAAGGAAUAGCUAUAUUUUUUUUUAAACACAAUAACACUAUCGCCAGCUUUAUUGCAAACUUAUUAUGUCUUCGCCUGUGAUCAAAUAUGUUGGUAGAACUACUAAUUUUAAGGGUAAAACGUUAUGGGAAAUAGUCGGAAGUCUCAAGAAUUAUGGAGUAGGAAGGUUGAUUGUUCGUUCUGUAUUCGAACGCUAUCCUGAACCUAGUUUUAUGAAGAUUGUGAAAGUAGAAACAUGUCCUCAUGAAGAACGUCGUAGAGUUCGGGUUUGGGUAGAAAAAACGUUUAGAGGUAGAACCCUACCAAAACUUACAGAAAUCUACCGCACAUCAUACAAGCCAGAUUACAAGCUUAUUCCCAAGGAUGAAGAAGCACAGUUGCUGCAAUCCACAGAUUGUAAAAGGACAGAGGUCAUAUUACCAAACACAGUUGAAAUGCCACCAUUGAUGAGAAAGUUUAUUGUCAAAGAUCAUGAGAAAAAAGGAUUAGAGGUCAUGAAAGACUUUGUGCUGCCUCUAUCAUACCACCACAGCCCCAACAGAGUACAAAGAAUUGCAAAAGGGGAUGAGAAACCUACAGUACAGUUUACUAUGGGCCUCGGGAAACCAGCAAGUCCUUCCCUUUAUGAGGGAGUGUCGCUAGAAUAAAUCCUGUAAUGGCUCAUCAGCUAUAAUGUAUCUUCUUGUUCUUAGCAUGCUUGCAAUUUUUUUAAUUUGAUUUGGACCUUUGAUUAUUCUAAACAGUUAUUGAUAGGCUGGAAGUUUAUUUUCUCGUCUACAUGCCUUCUUUUUAACUUGUGCUUGACUGCAAUCACACCAAAUAGCAGGUGAUAGGGCAGCGUAAGGUGAACCGCGCAUGCCUAAAAGGCGCCUAUUAACUCUUCUUUUAAAGAUCCCAAGAUUGGUGGGGAAAACAGAAGCUGGCUUGAAAAGCAAAGAUCAGCUUUUUUUCAUGCUUUGUAUCUUUCAUUCUGUUCUUUGUUAGGCAAAUAGGUUGGUGGCAUCGCGAUUUCUCCACUCUUGGAUGCCGAGUAGCCAGGUCUUCUUUCUGUGAACAAUACCUCUUCCUACUGCAACGUUUCCAUCAUGAGGAAUUGUAGAAGUUUGUAUUUUUGUGCCCCAAAUAUACAACUUCUCUGACAUCUUGACGGUGUGCAAAAGCUCACGUUUUUUCAUCGACGCGUUGCAGAACUUCCUCAUUCAUGACUUUGUGAUUUUCCCAACUAUAUAUCUAUAUAUCUGUACUUAUUAUAUGUAUAUAUUUUUUUCUCUUUAUUGGAACACAUUCAGCAUUUGCGUAAUUUUUUAGCUACUUAUUCCUAGUUAGUACAUACACCUAUUAAGUAUUUACUGAUUUACAUUAUCUAUCUAAUUUUGUGCGGGGGUUAGUUAGUAGGUUAGUAAUUGAAUUAAGUAAACUUAAAUUACAAGGGUUAUAUACUCACAUCUUGACAGCUUAUAUUCCAGUUCUAUACAUAAUAACUGCUUGGAAUAAAAAGAAGGCCCAAAUUAGAAAUAAGGGACAAAAUAUGUAAGCUCAUAGUAAAUUGUUUGUGCAGCCGUCAAAUAAAUUGUGCAAAUAAUAUUAGAGUUUAGACAGUAGAUAAUUUAUUGUUCUUGCAAAUUUUAUAUUAUAAACCAUUUUUUUGAAA
This is a messenger RNA of Maniola jurtina (meadow brown), 1759 nucleotides long. RefSeq lists its product as uncharacterized. Gene Ontology annotation, molecular function: structural constituent of ribosome. Gene Ontology annotation, cellular component: mitochondrion; mitochondrial small ribosomal subunit. Lineage: Eukaryota; Metazoa; Arthropoda; Insecta; Lepidoptera; Nymphalidae. The record is from RefSeq and is a predicted model, not a curated record. The transcript has 3 exons. Bases 174 to 755 code for a protein of 193 amino acids. Gene Ontology annotation, biological process: mitochondrial translation.